AUGGCAAUGAAGAUAGAGAAAGAUGUGAGCCUAAAAAAGAGCAAGACGUCCAUGGCAGAAGAUGAGUUACAAGCAGCACGGUGUGUCAAGAGAAGACGAAGAGAGCCUUCUGCUGCAGAAAAUACUGGCCAUGUUAACAACCAGCAACAACUGCAACAACAAGAAGUUAGUGAAAACUCUACAACAAACACUACAAAGAGAAGCUCAAGAUUUCGCGGUGUUAGCAGACAUAGAUGGACGGGUCGAUUUGAAGCUCACUUGUGGGACAAACUCUCUUGGAACAUAACACAAAAGAAGAAAGGGAAGCAAGGGGCUUAUGAUGAGGAAGAAUCUGCUGCCAGAGCAUAUGAUUUAGCGGCACUUAAGUAUUGGGGAACAUCAACUUUCACCAAUUUCCCAAUAUCAGAUUAUGAGAAAGAGAUAGAUAUAAUGCAGACUAUGACCAAAGAGGAGUACUUGGCCACUUUAAGGAGAAAGAGCAGUGGCUUUUCAAGAGGCGUCUCAAAAUAUAGAGGUGUUGCAAGACACCACCACAAUGGUAGAUGGGAAGCAAGGAUAGGAAGGGUUUUCGGAAACAAAUACCUCUACCUUGGCACCUACAGCACGCAAGAGGAAGCUGCCCGUGCUUAUGACAUAGCAGCCAUUGAGUAUCGAGGGAUUCAUGCUGUAACAAACUUUGAUUUGAGCACAUACAUAAAAUGGUUAAAGCCUGCAGGAGGAAGUACCCAAGAAGCAAAGCUUGAAUCACAGACAGUAGUAGAUUCUCAAACAGUGGCAUCCCCAUCCCCAUCUAACAAUACUCUGAUUGAAGAGUCAAAGUCUCUGGCCCUUCACAACAGUUUUUUCAGUUCAUAUUAUCUGGAUUCCCUUGAAAAGGAAGAACUCUUGGGAAACAAAACCUACCAAUUCUCGAGCAAUAAGUCAUCUUCUCCCACUGCACUUGGCAUUCUUCUACGCUCUUCGUUGUUCAGAGAACUAGUUGAGAAGAAUUCAAAUGUAUCUGGAGAUGAAACUGAUGAUGGGGAAGUCACAAAACAUCAACAACAAAAGAUAGCUAGCGAUGAUGAACUUGGUGGAAUGUUCUACGAUGGCAUUGGUGAUAUCCCAUUUGUCUGUGAUCCCGAUAGAUACAACUUAGAAUUGCAAGAAAGAGCCUUGCAAUCAAUAUUUUGA
Gastrolobium bilobum is the source of this 1173-nucleotide messenger RNA. Its product is annotated as AP2-like ethylene-responsive transcription factor At1g79700. Bases 1 to 1173 code for a protein of 390 amino acids. NCBI's taxonomy places the organism in Eukaryota, Viridiplantae, Streptophyta, Magnoliopsida, Fabales, Fabaceae. The record is from RefSeq and is a predicted model, not a curated record. Gene Ontology annotation, biological process: regulation of DNA-templated transcription. The transcript has 7 exons. Gene Ontology annotation, molecular function: DNA-binding transcription factor activity; DNA binding.